AGGCAGCAGCAGCAGCAGCUGAAGCAAAGCAGCAUUCGCAGGCAGAAAACGUCGCGACGCGCAUAGAGGAAACUUUUUCAAAUAUAACCAAAGAAAUUUGUUUGUUUUGAUUCAGUCGUUGCGGGUUUUUUAAGGCGAGCAGUCACAGCCAGAAGCGAGCCAAAAAACAGUCGAAACCAAAACUAAAAUCGAGUCGAAAAUUGUGUUGAGUUUAAAUAAAUAAACUGAAACAAAUAUAAUUUUGUAAAUAUUAAAAUAUUUGGCCAAGUGCCCAAAAUCUUUAAAACUAACAUCAACAACCCCAAAAAAAAAAAAAAAACGUAAACUAAAUAGAAAAACUUAAAAAAGCAAACAAUACUUCAAGAAUUCUUUUUUUUUAGUUUUUUUGUUUUUAAGUAAGUUUUUUUUUGGAAUUUUUCUUCAGUGCCAAAGUGAAUGAGAAAAGUGAUUUUGCGGCAAUUUGGCGGAGCAAAACAGGACGUUCAGAAUCUGCUGGGGCCAAGGACGCUGGAGCGCAGUGAGUGAAUACGAAACGGAGGACGAGUAAAAGACCAUCAGAGGAAAAAGAUGAAAGCAGCUGUGCCAAAUUCAAUGAAUGCAACUUCAACGGAGCAGCAACCACAUGAACACGAACAUCAACAUCAACAUCAACAAUAACAAGAACAAGCAUAAGCCACCACAGUUGAGCGAGCACUAAAAAAUCAACGAGCAGCAGCAGCAGCAAACGGACAGCGGACAUUCCAAGCAACAAGCAAAAAUAAAAAAAAACAAAAGGAAAGGAAAAGGAAAGGAAAACAACAAAAAGAGAGAUAGAGCGAAGAAAACUCGAUUCGCCUCGCUUCGCUUCGCUUUGCUUGUGGCAACAUGUGUUGAUACCGAUCCGAUGUCUGUUAAUUGAACUGCAGGAAAUGUCAACGGCAGUCACGAAAACAUUGACCGCCGCCGCAGCCGCUGCCGCUGCCAUUGCGAUGGCCACCGGCAUGGAUAAUAAUACGCUCUAUUCCUACGAUAUCGGCACCGCCAAAGACGUGCUCUAUCCAGCGCAUGGCGGAGCCGCCACAUCGAUGCCCAGCACCACAGCAGCAGCAUCCGGUGUGGCAAACACCACAUCGAGCAUCGCAUCCGCAUCCGUUUCCCUCUCCCUAUCCGCCUCAGCAGCCGUUGCGGCAACAGCAACCGCUGCUGCAGCAGCGGCAGCAGCAGCUGCAACCAGCACUGUGGAGCGUGUGCCCGGCUUAAUGGACGCCGCCUCGGCAGCGGUCAGUCUAAAUGAGACGCGGUUUCUGCUCGUCGAUUAUGCGACGAGCAUGAACGACAGUCUCGAUGACGCCUCGUAUCAACAGCAUUUGAGCGCCAGCGCAUGCCGCUCCAUGGAUGGGAAUAACAGCUAUUGGAAUAUCACUUGCGACUCGCCGUUGGGCUACGCUUUGCCGCUGUACGGCUACUGUAUGCCCUUCCUGCUUAUCAUGACCAUCAUCUCGAACUCGCUUAUUGUGCUGGUGCUCAGCAAGAAGAGCAUGGCCACGCCCACCAAUUUUGUUCUAAUGGGCAUGGCCAUAUGCGAUAUGCUGACGGUUGUUUUCCCCGCCCCCGGCCUCUGGUAUAUGUACACAUUCGGCAAUCAUUAUAAGCCGAUGCAUCCGGUCUCAUUUUGUCUGGCCUACAGCAUUUUCAAUGAGAUGAUGCCUGCCAUGUGCCACACCAUCUCUGUCUGGCUGACUUUGGCUCUUGCCGUGCAAAGAUACAUCUACGUUUGCCACGCUCCGAUGGCUCGCACCUGGUGCACAAUGCCGCGCGUGAAGCGCUGCACCUUCUACAUCGCAUUGCUGGCGUUUCUGCACCAGCUGCCGCGCUUCUUCGAUCGCACCUACCUGCCCAUGGACAUCGAGUGGAACGGCAACUUGACCGAAGUGUGCCACGUGGAGACAUCGCUGUGGGUGCAUGAAUACAUCGGCGUUGAUCUCUACUAUACCAGCUACUAUCUGUUUCGUGUGCUCUUCGUCCACUUUCUGCCCUGCAUCAUCCUGGUGACGCUGAACAUUCUGCUGUUUGCGGCACUGCGGCAGGCACAGGAGCGACGCAAGUUGUUGUUUCGCGAGAAUCGCAAGAAGGAGUGCAAGAAAUUGCGUGACUCCAAUUGCACCACUCUAAUGUUAAUUGUGGUUGUCACUGUGUUUCUUAUUGCUGAAAUACCGAUUGCUGUGGUCACCUCCAUGCACAUUGUUAGCUCGCUGAUUAUUGAGUUUCUUGAUUAUGGUAUUGCCAACAUAUUCAUCAUGCUAACGAAUUUCUUUCUUGUGCUGAGCUACCCCAUCAACUUUGGCAUCUAUUGCGGCAUGUCGCGACAGUUUCGCGAGACCUUCAAGGAGAUAUUCAUGGGUCGGAUGGCGGGAAAGAAGGACAGCUCGUCAAAGUACUCGAUGGUGAAUGGACAGCGCACAUGCACCAACACCAACGAGACUGUCCUCUAGUAAUUGGUGAUGUUGGUGCCGCGGCGCGGCAGCAGCGAUCAUCAUCGCAGCCAGGCCGUUUGCACAGCCGUUGCCGAUGGCACGGCGCCGCAGCAUCAGCAUCAUCAUCAGCAUCAGCAUCUACAUCUGCAUCAUCAUCAGCAACAGCGACGCACCAGCAACAUGGAAAUAAUUGCCGAGGAGCGCAACGUCUAAGGUUUCCGCUCUCCCUCUCCCUCUCUUUCCCUCUCUCUGUCUUUUGGUUUCAAACCAUCACCCAAAGAAAUAAAAUAGUAAACAAACGAAACAGAAUUGAGCGGAUAUUGAGUGUGGCAUGCAUAAAGCGAUUUAUUCGUGCCAAUUUGUUAUAGAAUCGAUAACAGAAAGACUGCAUUUUUUUUGUGUGUGAUCGUCGAAGAUGGGGAAAGCAAAGCUUGUGAAAUUACCUUCUCUGCUUCUUGCGUCACAAAUCAAAUCGAAACCCAAACCGAACUGAAAAGCAGCUGUUGCUGGGAAGGAAAUUAGUAACUUGAAUCAACUGUCGAUUAAACAAGAUUAAAUCGUUAAUACCUUAAUAGCAGUUCAUUGGCACAGCGUUCAACAAAUAUUGCAUCAACAUUCAAUACAAAAUACACAGGAUUCGAAAGAAAGAGUAAAAAAUAAAUAAAUAACCAACAAAAUACAUAACACAACAAUUCAAUGUUAAAUGUUUGUUCCAGUUCACUGAUUAACAAAAAUGUUUAAACAAGAGAAAACAAUUGAAUUUAAUAUGUUUUAUGUACGUUUUGUGUGUCUAUGAGUGUGAAAUAUAACUAAUAUAGUCACAACAACUAAAUACUACUAACUACUACAAUAAACGAGAACAACUACAAUUAGUUAUGAUAAUGAUUAGGAAAUAAAAAAAGGUGAUUUUCACAGUCACUCCCUUGAAAACAAAAUAACAUCAAUCGAGUUCAGAAAAUUGUCAGUUGAAUACAUGUGUUUCUGAAUAGUUUUAGAUCUUGCAAAACAAACAAAAAUGUAUAUGUAACAUAUAGUUAAUAUGUGUAUUUAAUAGAUGUAAAAAACAAAUGCAAAAAUCAAUGUAAUAAAUGUAUUAAUUAUAAAAAAUAAUAAUUACAGGAACUGUGUGCAUAGUUGUUGAAGAUACAACUGACCUAUGCAGAAAUUUAGUAGAUAUAAAGUAUUUAAACUUGAACUUCUAACACACAAACACAAACACAAAAGGAAA
Molecule: messenger RNA, 3681 nt
Organism: Drosophila sulfurigaster albostrigata
Lineage: Eukaryota; Metazoa; Arthropoda; Insecta; Diptera; Drosophilidae
Gene: SPR
Product: sex peptide receptor
Exons: 6
Coding region: 909-2471 (520 amino acids)
Biological process (GO): G protein-coupled receptor signaling pathway
Cellular component (GO): membrane
Molecular function (GO): G protein-coupled peptide receptor activity
Source: RefSeq, a predicted model, not a curated record